Messenger RNA from Oryza brachyantha (malo sina), 3729 nucleotides. RefSeq lists its product as uncharacterized. Gene Ontology annotation, cellular component: Golgi apparatus; membrane. The record is from RefSeq and is a predicted model, not a curated record. Bases 1 to 3240 code for a protein of 1079 amino acids. Gene Ontology annotation, biological process: cell wall biogenesis; xyloglucan biosynthetic process. The transcript has 3 exons. NCBI's taxonomy places the organism in Eukaryota, Viridiplantae, Streptophyta, Magnoliopsida, Poales, Poaceae. Gene Ontology annotation, molecular function: galactoside 2-alpha-L-fucosyltransferase activity.
AUGGACGUGAACAGGGUGGCGCCGGCGCGCACGCCGCGAGCUGGAGCGCGCGCCGUGGUGAACGGCGGGGAGUUCGGCGGCACCGUCGCGGUAGGCGGCAGCGAGAAGACGGUGCGGUGGGGGUGGCGCGCGGCGGCGGAGGUGGCCGUUGUUGGGUUCGUCGCCACCUUGACGUUGCUUGUUCUGGUGUCUGGCGGCGGCACGGGAAGCUUGGUGUCGUCGUUCACCUUGCCGACGUCGACGCCGACCACGGGAUUCCCACCGAAGGCUGCAGUUGCCGCAGCACCGCCCGCCCCGGAAGCACAGGAAGACAACGUCACGGCGUCGACACGGCACGAUCACGAGCACGAUCGUCUCCUCGGCGGGCUUCUGUCUCCGGCCUUCGAUGAUCACUCCUGCCGUUCACGGUACGCGUCGUCCCUCUACCGCCGCCGGUCACCGUUCCGCCCAUCCACCUACCUCGUGGAGCGCCUCCGGCGGUACGAGGCCCGGCACAGGCGGUGCGGCCCCGGUUCCGCCCUCUUCCAGGACGCCGUCGAGCACCUGCGCUCCGGGCGCAACACCGCGGGCUCCGAGUGCCAGUACGUCGUGUGGACGCCGUUCAACGGCCUUGGCAACCGCAUGCUCGCGCUCGCCUCCACCUUCCUCUACGCGCUCCUCACCGACCGCGUCCUGCUCGUGCACGCGCCGCCGGAGUUCGACGGCCUCUUCUGCGAGCCCUUCGCCGGCAGCUCGUGGACGUUGCCCGUCGACUUCCCGAUCACCGACUUCGACCGCGUGUUCACCAUGUGGUCGCCGACGAGCUACAUGAACAUGCGGCAGGCCGGCAAGAUAAGCAACUCCACCGCGGAGAAGAACCUGCCCGCGUACGUGUUCCUUGAUCUCAUCCAGUCGUUCACCGAUGCCGCGUUCUGCGAUGACGACCAGCAAGUGCUCGCCAAGUUCAACUGGAUGGUUGUCAAGUCCGACGUCUACUUCGCCGCCAUGUUCUUCCUCAUGCCGGCCUAUGAGCGCGAGCUCGAGCGGCUGUUCCCGGAGAAGGAGGCCGUGUUCCACCACCUCGCGCGGUAUCUCUUCCACCCGUCGAACGACGUGUGGGGCAUCGUGCACAGGUUCUACGAGGCCUACCUUGCCAGCGCCGACGAGCGUGUCGGCCUCCAGGUGCGCGUGUUCCCGGAGAUGCCCAUACCGUUCGACAACAUGUACGGGCAGAUCAUCCGGUGCUCGGAGCAGGAGGGCUUGCUGCCCAAGCUUGCGCGGUCGACGGUCGCCGCGGCGAACGGCUCGUCGCCGGGCGGUAGCUCGAAGCUGACCUCCGUACUGGUGACGUCGCUGUUCCCGGACUACUACGACCGCAUCCGCGGCGCGUACCACGCGAGCCCGACGGAGACAGGGGAGCACGUCGCGGUGCACCAGCCGAGCCACGAGCGGGAGCAGCACACGGAGGCGCGCGGCCACAACCAGCGGGCGCUGGCCGAGAUAUACCUGCUGAGCUUCUGCGACCGCGUCGUGACGAGCGCCGUGUCGACGUUCGGGUACGUCGCGCACGGGCUGGCCGGGGCACGCCCGUGGGUGCUGCUGCGGCCGCCGUCGCCGGCGGCGCGCGCCGAGCCGUCGUGCGUCCGGUCGGAGACCGUCGAGCCGUGCCUGCAGGCGCUGCCGCGGCGGGUGUGCGGGGCGGCGGAAGGGAGUGACAUUGGAGCUCUGGUGCCUCAUAUCCGGCAUUGCGAGGAUGUGCAUAAGGAUAUACAAGACAAUCUGCCUAAUGAUCUAACCCCGUCCCAAUACAUUGGCUAUGACAAAUUUCUGGGUGGUCUUCUGCUUGAUGGAUUUGAUGAAGUAUCCUGCCAAAGCAGGUAUCAGUUUGCACGGUAUCACAAGAAUUCCACAAGAAUACCUUCUUCAUACCUCUUAGAAAGGUUAAGGAGACAAGAAGCAUUGCAGAAGAAGUGUGGUCCAGGAACUAAGUCUUACAAGCAAGCUGUGAAGCAGCUGAGGUCCCAUCAGGACAUUAACAUGACAACAGAUUGCAACUAUCUGUUCUUGACAAUCCAUGCUGGGUUAGGGAAUAGGAUGCUUGAAAUUGCUUCAGCUUUUCUUUAUGCACUCCUUACAAACCGGAUUUUGCUUUUGGACCGUUAUCAGGAGAUUGAUGACCUUUUCUGUGAACCUUUCCCUGGAACUUCGUGGUUAAUGCCUUCAGAUUUCCCUCUAAACUAUGGUGAGUUUACUCAGAGUACCCCGGAGAGCUAUGGAAACAUGCUGCGGAAUAAGGUUGUUGGUGGCAAUACAGAUCGAUCUCUGGCAGGUUCCAGGCCUCCCUAUGUGUUCCUCUACCUUGACGGCAACUAUGAAUUCCAUGACAAGCUUUUCUUCUGUGAAGAUGACCAACAAUUCCUGCAAGGUGUGCCUUGGUUGAUCAUGAGAACGGACAUGUACUUUAUACCAUCACUCUUUCUUAUUCCAAGCUACCAAGAUGAGCUUAGCAGGCUAUUUCCUGAGAAAGAUGCUGUUUUUCAUCACUUGGCACGCUAUCUUUUCCAUCCGACAAAUAACAUAUGGUAUUCAGUUACAAGAUAUUACAGGUCCUACCUUGCCAAAGCUGAUAAAACCGUGGGAAUUCAGAUCAGGAUAUUUGAGAAAGAGGGCAUAUUGCAAAAAAAUGGACGAUUUCCACAUGUUUUAGAACAGAUUCUUUCAUGUGCUCAGAAUGAAAAACUGCUGCCAGAAAUCAGUAUGACAGGUGAAGCAUCACCUGUGACCAAGAAUAACCGGACAAUUGCCGUUCUUACAACUUCUCUGAGCUCCUGGUACAGUGAUCAGAUCCAGAAGAGGUACAGUGAGCACCCAACGGUCGAUGGCACCAAGGUUGAAGUAUACCAGCCAAGCCAUGAGGAGUACCAGAGAUCAAAGAACAAGAAGCACAACAUGAAAGCAAUGGCCGAGAUCUACCUGCUCAGCAUGACCGACGUGCUCAUCACCAGCGGCUUCUCCACCUUCGGCUACGCCGCGCAGGGCCUCUCCGGCCAGACGCCGUGGGUCAUGUUCAGGUCGGAGAGCCACGCUGUGCCGGACCCGCCGUGCCGCCGCGCCAUGUCGAUCGAGCCGUGCUUCCAUCAGGCUCCCUUCUACGACUGCAAGGCGAAGAAGAAUGCUGAUCUGGGCAAGAUGGUGCCAUACGUGUGGCACUGCGAGGACGUCAGUUGGGGCCUGAAGGUUGUAAAUCAAACUCACUGGUAGCUGUAAAUUACACAUUUGCUUACAUACACCGCAAUGGUACACUAAAAGAAAAAAAUCCUUAACUAGAGCUGAUUUUUUUUCUUUGUCCAAAAGGACUACACAGAUGCAUUCUUUCCCCCACAUGUUAUGUGAUCCAAAUGUAGAUAACUGAUGAAAAAAAAUAGAUAAAUUUGUGUACUACCUGACAUUCUUACCGAGGCGCCAGUACCUGCAUGUUCCUCGCUUCCGUGUGAUUGCUGCGAAAUGAAACUUCUCGUGUGUUUGUGCCAAAGGACGUAAGGAGCUCACAGGCCAGAUGGGACCCGCAGAUUGUGCGGGAGGCAGCGAGAUUGGAUUAGCUGUAACGACGUUGCCACUUCAAUAUUAAGUUUAAUCCAAAUUUAUUUGUGCUCUAUAAAUAUUACCUUGACGGAGCGAAGUAGAGGUCCGUCGGCGAGAGGCUUGGGCCAGGUUGGAUUCUAGGGUUUCACUAUAUAUAUAUACUUUUUG